Molecule: messenger RNA, 3967 nt
Organism: Ricinus communis (castor bean)
Lineage: Eukaryota; Viridiplantae; Streptophyta; Magnoliopsida; Malpighiales; Euphorbiaceae
Product: polyribonucleotide nucleotidyltransferase 2, mitochondrial
Exons: 16
Coding region: 238-3114 (958 amino acids)
Biological process (GO): mitochondrial RNA 3'-end processing; mitochondrial mRNA catabolic process
Cellular component (GO): chloroplast stroma; mitochondrion; cytosol
Molecular function (GO): RNA binding; 3'-5'-RNA exonuclease activity; polyribonucleotide nucleotidyltransferase activity
Source: RefSeq, a predicted model, not a curated record
CGUGGCAAAAAAUCAUAAAUUUAAUUUUUAAAAACAAAAUAUAUAUUAAGCGCGCGAAGGGGAUGAACACGGUACGUUUUGGUGUAAUAGGCUUGCUAAAAGUAAUAAUGGCAGUGUAGCCACUGGCCAGUCACAAAAAUGCCUUAAAACCCUAAACCCUCAACCUCCUUAAACCCUGAACCAGAAACUUCUCUUAAACCCUAAACCCUCUUCUCUCUCUCUCUCUCCAUCAAUGCAAUGUCGGCAAUAGCAAGAAGCAAAGCCAAUCCACUUGUCAAUUCUCUCCCUCGCUUCCUGACGCGGCGAUCUUUUAACUUCCGCACCAUCUGCAGCGGUCGUCUCGGCUUCGCUCCUUCCUAUCCGGACCGUCCUGUCGCCGGCACUAAAGUCUUAGAGACCUUCAAAGAAGAAUUUGAGAUCGGUUCACAAGUUAUUUCUCUUGAAACAGGGGAAAUUGCCCGGUUUGCUAAUGGCGCUGUCGUCUUGAGCAUGGAUCAAACUAAAGUUCUUUCUACUGUAACUUCCUCUAAAGGCGACGCUGUUCGUGAUUUUUUACCUCUCACUGUUGAUUACCAAGAGAAGCAAUUUGCGCAAGGUGUAAUUCCUAAUACAUUUAUGCGAAGAGAAGGUGCUCCAAAAGAGCGCGAGCUUUUAUGUGGUCGUCUCAUUGACCGACCUAUACGACCUCUCUUUGCACCUGGAUUUUACCAUGAAGUUCAGGUAAUGGCGAGUGUUCUAUCUUCGGAUGGCAAACAAGAUCCAGAUGUAAUGGCAGCUAAUGCAACAUCUGCUGCUCUUAUGUUGUCAGAUAUUCCUUGGGGUGGACCCAUUGGGGUGAUACGCAUAGGAAGGAUCGGUGGCCAAUUUAUCGUUAAUCCAACCAUGGAUGAGCUUAGCUUAAGUGAUCUGAACUUAGUAUACGCCUGUACAAAGGACAAAACCUUAAUGAUAGAUGUACAAGCUCGAGAAAUAUCAGAAAAAGAUCUGGAAGCGGCGUUAAGAUUGGCGCAUCCAGAGGCAGUUAAAUAUCUUGAACCUCAAAUUAGACUUGCUGCCAAGGCUGGGAAAGAUAAGAAGGACUAUAAACUAUCUAUGGUGUCUGAAAGAAUAUUAGAGAAAGUCAGAAACUUAGCAGAAACACAAAUUGAAGCUGUUUUCACUGACUCCUCAUAUGGCAAGUUUGAACGUGGGGAGGCUUUAGAUAACAUUACACAAGAUGUAAAAAGAACACUUGAAGAGGAAUGUGAUGAAGAGAGCUUAAAUGUUCUACGGAAGGCAGUAGACACAGUGAGGAAACAGGUUGUCCGCAGGAGGAUUAUUUCUGAAGGAUUUAGAGUUGAUGGAAGACGUCUUGAUGAAGUCAGGCCAUUGUUUUGUAAGGCUGGUCCUUUGCCUAUAUUGCAUGGAUCUUCACUUUUUAAUCGUGGAGAUACUCAGGUCCUUUGUACUGUGACACUUGGAGCUCCUGGAGAUGCUCAGCGCUUGGAAUCCUUGGUUGGACCCCCUACAAAGCGCUUCAUGCUUCACUACAGUUUUCCACCAUUUUCAAUUAAUGAAGUUGGUAAACGAGUUGGCCUGAACAGGCGUGAAGUUGGGCAUGGAACUCUUGCGGAGAAGGCACUACUUGCUGUUCUGCCUCCUGAAGAUGAUUUUCCAUAUACUGUCCGUAUCAAUUCAGAAGUCAUGGCAUCUGAUGGUUCAACAUCAAUGGCAACUGUUUGUGGAGGUAGCAUGGCUUUGAUGGAUGCUGGCAUUCCAUUAAGAGAACAUGUAGCUGGUGUCUCUGUGGGGCUGGUUAGUGAAGUUGACCCGUCGACUGGUGAAAUUAAGGACUAUCGAGUAUUGACUGAUAUUUUGGGCCUGGAAGAUCAUUUAGGGGACAUGGACUUUAAAAUUGCUGGAACACGUAAUGGAGUUACUGCAAUUCAAUUGGAUAUUAAACCUGCUGGAAUUCCUUUAGAUAUCAUUUGUGAGUGUUUGGAUCAUGCUCUUAAGGGUCGUCUUCAAAUCCUUGACCACAUGGAACAAGAGAUUAAUGUGCCACGUACUCAAGUUGAUAAGACUCGCCCUCGACUAGCUACCUUUAAAUUCAGCAAUGAUACUCUUCGUCAGCUAAUCGGCCCUCUUGGCGUCCUUAAGAGAAAAAUUGAAGAGGAAACAGGUGCACGAUUGUCUAUUAGUGAUGGCAUGCUUACUGUAGGUGCUAAGAAUCAGGCCGUAAUGGAUAAAGUACAAGAAAAGAUUGAUUUCAUAAUUGGCUGUGAAAUUGAAACUGGUGGAGUUUACAAAGGCAUUGUAACAUCAAUAAAAGAGUAUGGUGCUUUUAUUCAAUUUAAUGGUGGCCAGCAAGGUCUGCUGCAUAUUUCUGAGUUAUCACAUGAACCGGUCUCCAAGGUUUCAGAUGUAGUAUCUGUUGGCCAGCAGCUUUCUUUGAUGUGCAUUGGGCAGGAUGUUCGUGGUAACAUUAAAUUAUCUCUUAAAGCAACUUCACCCCCGCUAGGAUCCAACACAAAUAUUAUGGAGGAAGGAUCUGUUCCUGUCACGAAAGAAUUGCCCAAGGUUUGGGCAUCAGUUGAGAAUGUGUCUGAUGGACGAGAUGAGCAGAAACCUACUGCAGAGUUUCCUCUGGAUAGCAGUAUGGUAAAUUUUUCAACUUCAUCUGCACCAGCAUUUCUAAUUCGAAGUAUUGCAGAGUGUGAUGAGGAGGAAAAAGAUGCCAGUCUGAAUCGAGAUUCCAAUAAUGCACCUAAAAUUCUCUGGACUGCGAAACGAGAUCAUAAGCUGAAAACAAACCCUCCUAAAUAUGACUCUCAUUCACCAGUCCCAAAUUCCAAUAGCCUUUCACAUACUAAGAAUAAGUUGAAUAAUGUGGAAAAUGAAGUUGAGAGUCCUAUUAAUGCGAGAAAUUUGAAACUUGGGACAAAGGUUGCUGCCAAAGUCUAUCAAAUUCGCAAGCAUGGAUUGGUCCUUGAUUUGGGUGGUGAAGUUCGUGGAAUGUUUCGCUUUGAGGAAAAUGGCAAGAGGGACUUUGAGGUAGGUGAUGAGCUGCGAGUCAAGUGCACAAACUUUUCCAGCAAGGGGAUUCCAGUUAUGUCUUUGGUGGAUGAUGAGUAGCAACAUAUUAAUCCUUACAUUUCUGACUGAAUUGCCACAUUAAUUGUAAAAGACAGAAGCUGAGUUGAAGAGAUUCCCCUAGUAGUACAAGCUUUUCCACCAAGGGGAUUCCAAUUAUGUCUUUGUAGAUGAUGGGCAAGUAGCAUCACAUGAGACAUUCCAUCCCUAAAUUAAUGAUCAGAUGACAAAUGAUACACAGAAGCUGAAUUGGAAAUAUUCUUAGCAGUAGCUAGAUAUCAACUUAUAGGCACACAUUUUGCAUUGACCUGCAUGUGGGUGAGUCUUGUUUAUGCUAACCAACCUGAUUGCGGGAGUGGCUUUGGUUUGAGCUAGCCCUUGUGCUCUGACUAAAUGUUACUGAGGAGCUCAUUUCAACUUCAAGAUCAACAUUCUUUUUUGGAGCAUUUUCACUCAGUUGUUAAGGCAUUAUGAUCCAUUGCCACUGGACCUAAAAAUUUUGGUCAGCUAGGUGCUUUUCUUGGCUUAUAUCUGUCUAUCUUGGAUUCUACUGUUACGGUAAAAUGGUCAUUGGUCUUUUGUUGACAAGGAUAAUGAAAUUCUUGCCCUCCGCUUAUAUAGUCUUUGCUAACAGUGUAAUGAAAGAGUAUUAAGAGAGAUUGUUUAUGAUCGGGCCAAGGACAUUUUUCGCUUAGCUCAUGACAGUUUGUACAUACUGAGAACUUCUGGAGAUUCUGCUGCCCUCGUUUCUUUGAGCCCUCCUUUUCUUGUUGGAUUGUGGAUGGUCAACUGUUUAAUAUGUUGUACUGGAAAUAUUUUGUUCGUUAAUUACACUCGCUGUAGUAUGUAUUAGAAAGGUCACUCUAGUACUCAAUAGAUGGUCUCUUUCCUGUAA